CUUCCUUUCCCACUCAUGGAAUCUACUGUACUCUCACACUGUCUACGUGUUUGUCAUGCGCAGUCAGGAAAUCACAGCACUCAAAGCAUGCCGGCCAUGCUCCAAGGCCAAGACCCGGUGCGAUCCCGGGCCCAGCAGCCAAGCCUGUCAGAGAUGCCAUCGCCUACGGAAAGAAUGCACGAAGCAAGCUCCAGGAGCGCAUAGUCUUGGCAAACCCAGAACCAGAACGUUGACGGACGUGAGACGAUUAGAGAAGAAACUCGAGAACAUGACCUCACUCCUAGGGCCCUCCCAGCAGCCCAUUGCAGACAUCAUCUCGAAUUGCGGGUGCCUGACACCCGUCGGCCAGAUGCCACAAGUGUCACAAGCACAGACCUAUUCUUCGAGCGGGGCAAACGAGACAUCGCAGGCGACAGUCGCCAUCUUCCACCAGCGCAUGGCGACGCGCUUCCCGUUCAUUGUGUGCGCACCCUCGAUGUCGGAUGAUGAGCUUCUCGUCCGCAAACCGUUCCUCCACAUGGUCAUGUCCAUGAUCGCCUGUCAGGAUCAGGAGGCGCAGUGGGCUAUCGCCGGGAAGGUCAAGGCGUACCUGGUUGAACGAGUCGUGGUCAACGGGGAAGCUAGUUUGGAUCUCUUCCAGGGGUUUCUUCUCUUCCUUGCGUGGGCGCAUAUCUACGUCCUCUCGCCGGAACAACUGUGCAACGAUCUCCAUCUACUGGUGGCUCAGAGCAGGAAUUUGGGUCUAGCCAGAGAUGUAUCGAGCGGGGCGUCGAUGUCCGUGUUGUCGUACAUGAAGUGCAGACAGUUUGAGCGGCCAUCCGGCCCGGGCCGGACCUUGGAAGAACGCAAGGCUUAUCUGGGGUGCUUUUACUUGGUUACGAUCUACCAAGUCCUCCAAGCGGCGGUGCAAGGAGAAUCCGAUCGAUACCUGUUGUGUCUGGUCGAUCUUGCUCGCAUCGCGGAGAAAAUCCACCGUACCCUUCAGCCAGACCACCCGCAUGGGUCGACGGGCUCCUCAAUCUGCGCACAUGGAGGGAUGGCCAUUCGAUGGCUGCAGAAGGAGCUCGAACAACUGAAGCCUGCGCUUGCAUUUAAUGAUCCCACACAGUCCUCAUUCCUCCUCCUCCAAUACCACAACCUCGAACUUUUCAUCUACCGCACCGCCCUCCGCCGCGACCCCGACUUGAAAUCAAGCGCCUACCUGCCCACCCACCUCACCACCCUGCACGCCUGUCUCCACGCCGUGAAAUCCUUCUUCGACACCUUCUUCGCCAUCCCCUCAUCGGCCUUCUUCCACAUGCCCUACCUCCUCUGGUGCCAACUAGGCCACGGCUUUCUCAUCCUCUCCCACAUCUCCGUGUAUGACGAUGGAGACGCCGAUGACGAUGACCCAGCAAAGAACCUUUGGGACAGGGAGUACGCGCGCCAGGUCAUAGAUUACCAGGCGACGGUCGACCGGCUCACGCAGAAGGUGGAGGAUGCGGUCGCGGUCGCUUGCGAGGAAGGGACCCUUGUUCCGAGGGUGUUUGGCAAGGUAGCCUCGCGAAUUGCCAUGUGGCGGGAUUCCCAUGCGCGGCAGGAGGAGGCCUUGCGGCAGCGGCAGCGGCAGCGGCAGCGGCAGAGAAGUAUGGUUCGGUCCGCGGCCGCAACAUCCACGUCGACAAUGAGCCCAGAAAUUGUUGUCGGGAUGGAGAUGGAGACAGAGGAACUGGUGCCUGGCAUGGGGUUGGAGGAUUUGUUGAUGAUCGGGCCCAUGUGGGAGUUUUUCCCUUUUUGACCCGGGGGGAGGGGGAAUUUUUCGUACUAUGGUUCGGUUAUGGUUGGGCUAUAGGCUAAAAGAACAUGGAUGAGAUAAGGCUGGCGAGGCCCAUGAGGAGGAAGCGCUCAUGAUGGUUUCCGUAUGAUCACUACACUAUGGAAUCUGCUCGCUUCUUC
Aspergillus uvarum CBS 121591 is the source of this 1935-nucleotide messenger RNA. Its product is annotated as Zn(II)2Cys6 transcription factor domain-containing protein. NCBI's taxonomy places the organism in Eukaryota, Fungi, Ascomycota, Eurotiomycetes, Eurotiales, Aspergillaceae. The coding region runs from base 56 to 1777 and encodes 573 amino acids. The record is from RefSeq and is a predicted model, not a curated record. Gene Ontology annotation, molecular function: zinc ion binding; transcription cis-regulatory region binding; DNA-binding transcription factor activity, RNA polymerase II-specific. Gene Ontology annotation, cellular component: nucleus. The transcript is spliced from 6 exons. Gene Ontology annotation, biological process: regulation of DNA-templated transcription.